CGCUUUUCUCGAUGCCCCAAGUGAACGUUGGAGAGCAAUGGCGGCGUGCCGGGGAUCUUCGUCGAAAUGGUUUUUCACCCGGGAGCAGCUCGAAAGCACGCCGUCUCGCCGAUGUGGAGUAGAACCAGACCGGGAACUUUCCUAUCGACAACAAGCUGCGAACCUGGUGCAAGAUAUGGGUCAACGACUCAACGUCUCGCAAUUAACAAUAAAUACCGCCAUUGUUUACAUGCAUAGAUUUUAUAUGCAACAUUCUUUCACCAAAUUCCACAGGAAUAUAAUAUCUCCGACAACCUUGUUCUUGGCUGCGAAAGUGGAGGAGCAACCUCGGAAACUGGAACAUGUGAUCAAAGUAGCACAUGCUUGCCUGAAUCCUCAAGAGCCGCCACUAGACACAAAAAGCAAUGCAUACCUCCAGCAAGCUCAAGAGCUGGUGAUACUUGAAUCCAUAGUGCUGCAGACCCUGGGCUUUGAAAUUACUAUUGAUCACCCACACACUGAUGUGGUGAAAUGUUCCCAGCUAGUGCGAGCAAGCAAGGAUCUGGCACAGACUUCCUAUUUCAUGGCUACCAACAGUCUACACCUCACUACCUUCUGCCUCCAGUACAAGCCCACUGUGAUUGCCUGCGUUUGCAUUCACUUGGCCUGCAAGUGGUCCAACUGGGAGAUCCCAGUUUCCACUGAUGGAAAACACUGGUGGCAGUACGUGGACAAAUCUGUCACACUUGAGCUGCUGGAUGAUUUGACCCAUGAAUUUCUGCAGAUUCUGGAGAAGACGCCAAGCCGGUUAAAAAGGAUACGCAACUGGAGGGCAACACAAGCUGCCAAGAAGCCCAAGACUGAAAGCUCCCAGUUGUCGGACAACUCCUUUGCUGGGCCUUCCAUGCUCCAUGAUCAAGGUGAUGCCUGCUCCACCACCAACCCAAGUUUUUCUAAAGCAGGCUCCAUCUUCACAGUGUCCAUGCCUGGCCAAUCCGGAGAUGGACCUUUGUCUUUGGACACUUUGGCUGGUACAUACAAUCCAGCUAGCCACAGUGAUUGGCCCCAGAGCAACCAGACCCAGGCAGGGUACCCCUCCACCUGUAUAAAACAAGAACCCCUCAGUAUCUCUAUCCAAGAGUCCACCUCUUCUUUGCUUCAGCAUCCGCCACUAUACAGGACUGAGAAAACAGACUUCAACCCUGUCAAACAGGAACAAAAAGGUGUUGGUGGGAGCAGUGUGGGCAAGCUACAGCCACCACCUCAGUCUGCAUACCCUCCACUAGCUCCUCCACCCCAACGUUCACCAGCUCAGAAGCUAUCGCUGGACAAAUAUAGAGAGAAACAUGCCGCAGAGCUGGUUGUUUCUGGGCAGAAGCGCAGUCAGGAACAGCAUGGGGGAGCUAUGGACUGUGAUGUGAGGGGGGAUAGUUUGUCUUCCUCCUCUUCUAACUAUGCACCAUCUACUACAAGCCAAGUAGACCAUAGAAAACACUCACAGCCCCACCAAACCUCCCUUGGCGGUGGUGGUCUUUCCACUGCCUCCCCAGUCAAAAUGAAAGUCCCUUCUUCCUCCACAUCAGGGCAAGACAGACGUCAUCACAGUGAAAAACGGGACAAGGGCUCACUAAAACUCCGUCUGGCUGUUCCUGGCGGUAGCUCCCAGCUGGAUAAAAGCGGACAAGCGAGCAAAGAUGAGCUUAAGAUGAAGAUCAAAGUUUCGUCAUCGGAGCGGCACAGCUCUUCAGAUGAAGGAAUGGGGGCAAACAACAAGAGUAAACAUUCCAGCCCUCUGGUGAGCAAGGAGAAACAACAUAAAGGAGCUGAUUACAACCUCCAUCGCCACCAUAAGCACAGUCAUCCACACACACACAGCGGAAAUGGACGUGGAGGCCCAGAGGGUCCAGGUGGCGGGGGAAGCCUGCUUCGAGGUCCUCCAGGGUUGAUGGGCAUGGAAGGGACGGCGCUUGCUCCUGGAUCCACCUCUUUACCUUCAUCCUCAUCACGAAGGAGGGCACACCCAGAUGCCAGCCACAACCAUCACCCUUCCUCCUCAUUCGUCACUUCCUGCUCCAAAGUGAGCAAAAUCUCCAAGGGUGGCACUGGUGCUGCAGGUACUACAACUUUUUCUCUCCCCUUUCCUCCUCCUUGCUCCUCUCCUGUACUGCAGUGUGUCUCGUCUGGCUUGCAGCUCUAUGGCUAACCUCCCUCCCCCUUCUCCCUCUUCCUCCUCCUUAUUCUUGUUUCUCCUCCUCCUCCUCCUCCUCCCCCCCUCCUGUCACACCCAGGUGGGCUGCGGACCUCUCAGCAGUACCCGCCUCCUAGUGAAUCGCCACAUGAAGUGGGAGAGCAGAGACACUGAUUCCACCACUCUUCAGCCAUGGUCAGCUCAUGGAAAUGGCAACAAACUACCCAGAGUUCUCUCUGAAGACUAUGCUCACCUCCCUGUUAAGUGCCCUAAAAAACUCAAUGUGAUUAUAAACCCUUUACUGAAAGGCAGAAAAAUGUAUCUGCAAAAAAAGUAUUGUUGGACUCCUCAAUUUUUGAGAGACAAGAAAGAUGAAAGAUUAUGCUUCCUGACUGUCAGAUCUCUGGGUCGUGAUGCUCAAAUCUGUCUUUUUGUUUAGUGUGUUGAAUUGCUGCUCGGUUCUCCUUCCUCCUCAAGUGAGUCUAGGAAUGUGCAAGGAUGGGCUUGAGCGUUUCACAGUCAACCCAAGUCCCUACCUACAUUUCAAAUCUGCAUAUGGGAAAAAGUAUUAGUAUGUAGUACAAAGGCAUAAAAGAUGCACUUGUUUCAUUCUAUUUUUUUUAAACAAAUAAUUUAAUUGAAUCAUUAUUACGGUUGAAUGGAGGACGCCGGUGGCCAGAUGGAGAUGAGUUCAAGUUAUUUUUGCUGGCAUUCCAUUUAGUACUGUUGAUGGAUGCAUAUUUUUUGUAGGUGUAAAGUUUCAUCUCCUCAAUUACUUUCUUGUGUUGAUUUCUUUUUAUACUAAAGUGAUGUGCGUAUGAUUUGCAUGUUUCAAUCAUCAAAGGGAUUUGAAAGGAGAUUGCGUACUUGCUGUUUACAGAAAGUUAAGAUAAAUGUGCAUACGUUUUUGUAUGUUUAAAAAAAAAAAGAUUCUAUACCAUGACUACUCAGGUUUUGAGCUGCUUGUAAGUAUAACAAGAUAACUAUAAUACCUAUAAAAACCUUUAUUUUGUUGAUCAAAGGACUGGGCAUCAUCAGUUGAAUGAUUGCAGCAUUCCAGUGAUUGUGCUUCUCACAGCCUUCCUGUAGAGGGUGCUGUAAUGUGCUGUUCCACCACAGGAAAGAUCUGUUGAUGCCCUCAGUAACACUGGCACAUCCAACACCAAUUUUACCACAUCACAGCAAUGCAGCUUGUACCAAAAAAUAUUUUUUUGGACCUCUAAGUAGACCUUAAGCUGGAUGCCAAAGGUUGUGCCUCAAUUUAAAAAUCAAAGAUAUUAGUAGUGUGCUAUUAAAGUUUACAUAACCCCUUUGACUUUGAAGUGCAUCCAACCUAAUUUCAUAACAUGAAUCUGUAGCCUUUAGAUGUCAGCCUAUGAAGAGGACACUUGUUUUAUUAAAUCAGCCAUUUACAGGAAACAUGUCAGAAAAAAAGAACUGUGCAGUGACUUAUUGGUUGUAUGCAAUAUGACCUGAUGCUAUUUGGAAACCUCAAGUCUCUGCAAUUUUGUGUUGCUAAUAGGUUUUCUUACAGAUGUCCUGAUCCAAUGGUAUAAUUUAUAUUUAGAAAUAUACUGUUACAGAACUGUCCAGAAACGUCUCUACAUCGAUAUCCUGCAUUAAACUCUAUAUCCCCCCUGAAA
Molecule: messenger RNA, 3810 nt
Organism: Labrus bergylta (ballan wrasse)
Lineage: Eukaryota; Metazoa; Chordata; Actinopteri; Labriformes; Labridae
Gene: ccnt2a
Product: cyclin T2a
Biological process (GO): regulation of transcription by RNA polymerase II; positive regulation of DNA-templated transcription, elongation
Cellular component (GO): cyclin/CDK positive transcription elongation factor complex; nucleus
Molecular function (GO): cyclin-dependent protein serine/threonine kinase activator activity
Source: RefSeq, a predicted model, not a curated record